AUGGAUUACGAGAUGGACCUCGAGCCCACCGGGCCCCAAGUGACAGUCCGCGAGGCUGAACCCUACCGCGUCGACUUCAGACUAUCCGCCGUAGACCUCGCAUUCGCCAACUCCCUCCGCCGCACCAUCCUGGCCGAAGUGCCCACUCUCGCCCUGGACCUGAUCGAGAUCGAAAGCAACACCUCCGUUCUCCCCGAUGAGUUCCUCGCACACCGCCUGGGCAUGAUCCCCCUGAACUCGUACAACUGCGACCAAGACCUCGACUACACCCGAGACUGCGACUGCGAGGACCACUGUGUGCGCUGCAGCGUGACGCUGUCUCUGCAUGCGCGCUGUAGCAGCGGCAUCAUGUCCGUCUACGCGCGGGAUCUGAUUGUCGUUGGCGAGCGCAUCAACGAUAGGAUUGGCGAUCCUGUCCUCACGGACCCGGAGCAGAAGGGUCCCUUGAUUUGCAAGCUGCGCAAAGGGCAGGAGAUUAAGAUGACUUGUCUGGCGAAGAAGGGAACUGCUAAGGAGCAUGCGAAGUGGGCGCCUACUGCUGCUGUCGGUUUUGAAUAUGAUCCUAACAAUAACCUGCGUCAUGUGGAUUACUGGUAUGAGCAGGAUGCUGCGAAGGAAUGGCCUGUCUCCGAGAAUGCUGCUUGGGAACCCGUCGCCAAUCCCGAUCAACCCUUCGACUACGACGCUGAGCCGGGCUACUUCUAUAUCGAUGUGGAGAGCAUUGGCAACCUCGACCCCGAUGCAAUCAUCCAACAGGGCAUCGUCUCGAUGCAGCGCAAGCUCGCAACUACCGUGUCUGUCCUGUCCGGCGAAGGCGAAGAUGGCCACGCUGGAAACGCCACAGAUGCCGAUAUGCUAGGUGCCAAUGAUCCCGAUGCUUACGAGCCGCCUGAGGGCAUCGAUGGCAAUAUGACUGCAUACGGAAGCGGUGCUGCCAGCGCUUGGGGUGCCAGUGCCCAGACACCCUAUGGUGCUACGCCUUAUGGACAGAGCAGCUAUGGGUACUGA
Molecule: messenger RNA, 1008 nt
Organism: Penicillium bovifimosum
Lineage: Eukaryota; Fungi; Ascomycota; Eurotiomycetes; Eurotiales; Aspergillaceae
Product: DNA-directed RNA polymerase II core subunit RPB3
Exons: 3
Coding region: 1-1008 (335 amino acids)
Biological process (GO): DNA-templated transcription
Cellular component (GO): RNA polymerase II, core complex
Molecular function (GO): protein dimerization activity; DNA-directed RNA polymerase activity
Source: RefSeq, a predicted model, not a curated record